This is a messenger RNA of Boleophthalmus pectinirostris (great blue-spotted mudskipper), 2369 nucleotides long. Its product is annotated as cytosolic purine 5'-nucleotidase-like. NCBI's taxonomy places the organism in Eukaryota, Metazoa, Chordata, Actinopteri, Gobiiformes, Gobiidae. The transcript has 16 exons. Gene Ontology annotation, molecular function: 5'-nucleotidase activity. The record is from RefSeq and is a predicted model, not a curated record. The coding region runs from base 132 to 1424 and encodes 430 amino acids.
UAUUGAUUAACUGCUGUUACAAACUCUUGCUUGCUGCAAAUACAUGGUGUGUGUUGUAAUGUGUGAUUGGUCACAGGAUCUUUGUGAACAGAAGCCUGACACUAGAAAACAUCAAAUGCUAUGGGUUUGAUAUGGACUACACAUUGGCAAUUUACAAAUCACCUGACUUUGAGAACAUGUGCUUUGAGAUGAUCAGAGACCGACUGGUUUGUAUGGGUUACCCUCAUGAUCUACUGCGCUACACCUAUGACCCCAGCUUUCCCACAAGAGGUUUGGUGAUUGACACAACAUUUGGCAAUCUCCUCAAGGUGGAUUCAAAUGGGAAUAUUCUGGUCAGCUCUCAUGGCUUCUACUUUCUCAAAGGGUAUGACAUUAAAAAAUAUUAUCCCAACAAGUUUAUUCAGAGGCAUGACACUGAUCGCUUCUACAAUCUCAGCACUCUCUUCAAUCUGUCUGAGACUUACAUCUACUCCUGCCUCGUGGACUUCUUCACAAGAUGCACACGAUACGAAAACCUAACCACAGGUUUCCAACAUGGUGACCUGAUGAUGACCUUCAGAAGUAUGUAUCAGGAUGUCCGAGCCGCCAUGGAUUACAUUCAUGACAAAGGUGUCCUUAAGGACAAAACCAUUAGGAAUUUGGAGAAGUACGUAGAAAAGGAUCCUAAUCUGCCAUACUUUUUAACAAGAAUUAAAGAGGUGGCCAAAGUGUUUCUGGCAACAAACAGUGACUACUGUUACACAGAAGCUAUAAUGAAAUACCUACUAGAAACCACAGUUAAGCCUGGCAGUCCCAUAAAACCUUGGCGCUCCUACUUUGAUCUCAUUGUUGUGGACACCAGGAAGCCCCAGUUCUUUGGAGAUGGGACAGUUCUGAGACAAGUGGACACGGACACAGGAAAACUGCGUAUUGGAACCUACAUAGGGGACCUCCAGCAUGGGACUGUGUAUUCCGGAGGUUCCUCCGACGUAAUUUGUGAUCUGCUAAAUGUCCAGGGGAAGGACAUCCUGUAUGUUGGAGACCAUAUCUUUGGAGAUAUCCUCAGAUCCAAGAAGAGACAGGGCUGGAAAACGUUUCUGGUGGUACCUGAGCUGAGUAAGGAGCUGGAGGUGUGGGAGAAGAACAGAGGUCUGUUUGAGGAGCUCAAGCGCCUGGACAUCUUCUUAGCAGAGCUUCACAAAAACGUGGACAGCACAGAUCCAGAGAUUCAUGCUAUUCAGUACAGAAUGAAGGUGCUGACCUACAGAAUGGACAUAGCCUACAGUCAGAUGGGCAGCCUUCUGCGGAGUGGAGCCAGACAGACCCUCUUUGCCAGUCAACUAAUAAGAUAUGCUGAUCUCUACUCUACCAGCUGUAUCAACCUACUCUUCUACCCACUCAAUUACCUUUUCUUGGCCCCUCCAGUCCUGUUCUUCUACUCUUAGAUGGCCCAUGAAAUGACCUCUGCAGACAACCCUCCCGACUAUUCAGAGCUCUGACCUAUAUCUUCUCUCUGAGACAUCUUGACUCACAGCAACCUACAACAUAAACAGAAGAGUCUAUUUUAUAUAUAUAAAAACAAUCAGUCAGCUUAAUACAAUUACCUCUUGUUCAUCAGUGGCAUAAAGGUUAACAAUGUCUUUGAUGCUAUUAUCCCAUUAGUUCAGAUGCUAGUAGCUUGAAAGCAGCUCCCUCUGCUGGACAUGGGCUCCCAUCCAAAACGCACAUAGACAAUUCAAAGUGACAUUUUUUUAUUCAUUUUAAAGUGGUUUAAAUAUGACUAUUAUAAUAUGUUAAAUGUGCUUGCUUAAGAUUGAUUUACAGAUACAAUAAAAGAUUAAUAUAUUAAUAUAGAAAACUGGCAAGUAAAGAAUUGUAUUAUUUAAUUCGCUUUUAAUAUUUGUGUUUAUUUGUGUUAAAGUCUGUAUUAGCCCUUGUACUGCGGUUUGUGUCUUGCCCACCAGAUGGCAGUGUAUCCCACCAGGGACAAUAUUCUGCGCUCCAGUGCGAAAUGCAUGUAAAUGUUUCGUUUAUAAUGCCUCACAUACGUUUCUAUAAGAUGUGUACCGUGUUGAAACAUUCUUGUUGUUUUCUCUUGUUGGGCUGUGGGACAGACCCCUGUGCUAUCUCCUGUGCCUCAGACAGCCCUGCUCCCUGAGACUAAACUUUAUCAGGUCACAGUGCACAGGAAUUUGCUGUUUCUAAAUCUCUGCCUGCACUCUUCAUGGAAAAAAGCAUCGUCAGACUAGCAGAGCAGCAAAAAAUCAACUAUAUCAAUUUAUUAUCACUGUCAGUGGAAAUCGAAAACUGAUUUGGAAGAAAAGUUUAAAGUGUUGAUUGCCUCCAUACUAGAACUGCACCAUUCAUUAAAGUGAUAUUUUGGUCAAAUA